AUGGAGUACGGCGUCGCCUCUCACGGCGCCGUCCUCGCCGCCGCGCCGCUCGUCGCACGGCCGACCUGGCUCCUCCUCUCGCCGCCGCCACCGGCGUCCUCUAUUCAGAUUCAGAAUCGUCUUUAUUCGAUCUCGUCACUUCCACUAAAGGCUGGACCUGUGAGGGCAUGCAGAGCUUCUUUAGCCAGCAGCUACACGCAAACAUCUGAAACUGUUGAUUUGGACUGGGAGAACCUGGGUUUUGGGAUUGUGCAAACUGAUUAUAUGUAUAUUGCUAAGUGCGGGACAGAUGGGAACUUUUCUGAGGGUGAAAUGGUGCCUUUUGGACCUAUAGCGCUGAGUCCAUCUUCUGGAGUCCUGAAUUAUGGACAGGGAUUGUUUGAGGCCCUAAAGGCGUAUAGGAAAACUGAUGGAUCCAUCCUAUUAUUUCGCCCAGAGGAAAAUGCUCAGAGGAUGCAAACAGGUGCUGAGAGGAUGUGCAUGCCUGCACCUUCUGUUGAGCAGUUUAUUGAUGCAGUAAAACAAAUCGUUCUAGCAAAUAAGAGAUGGAUUCCUCCUACUGGUAAAGGUUCUUUGUAUAUUAGACCCUUACUUAUGGGAAGUGGGACUGUUCUUGGUCUUGCACCUGCUCCUGAGUAUACAUUCAUUAUAUUUGUCUCUCCUGUUGGGAACUACUUUAAGGAAGGUUUAGCACCGAUAAAUUUGAUAGUUGAAGACAAGUUCCAUCGUGCUACUCCUGGUGGUACUGGAGGUGUGAAGACCAUAGGAAAUUAUGCUUCGGUGUUGAUGGCACAGAAAAUUGCAAAGGAAAAGGGCUAUUCUGAUGUCCUCUACUUGGACGCUGUUCACAAGAAGUACCUUGAAGAAGUUUCUUCAUGCAAUAUUUUUGUUGUCAAGGGCAAUGUUAUUUCUACCCCAGCAGUAAAAGGAACAAUAUUACCUGGUAUCACAAGGAAAAGUAUAAUUGAUGUUGCUUUGAGUAAGGGCUUCCAGGUUGAGGAGCGGCUUGUUUCAGUGGAUGAACUGCUUGAUGCUGACGAAGUAUUCUGCACAGGAACCGCUGUUGUCGUGUCUCCUGUUGGGAGUAUUACAUAUCAAGGGAAAAGGUGA
This is a messenger RNA of Miscanthus lutarioriparius, 1110 nucleotides long. Lineage: Eukaryota; Viridiplantae; Streptophyta; Magnoliopsida; Poales; Poaceae. The record is from the annotation of a GenBank genome assembly.